AUGGUAUUCAAGCGCUAUGGGCGCGUGGCCUACAUCUCCUUCAGGCCCCACGCCAGCAAGCUGGUGGCUAUUCUGGAUGUCAUUGAUCAGAACAGGGCUUUGGUUGAUGGCCCAUGCAGUGGUAUGAGGAGGCAGGCUAUGCCAUUUAAGUGUAUGCAGCUUACAGACUUCGUUCUCAAGUUCCCACACAGUGCUAAUCAGAAGUAUGUCCGGGCUGCUUGGGAAAAAGAAAAGAUCAAUACAAAAUGGAAAGCCACAAGAUGGACCAAGAAGAUUGAAGGCAGAGAAAGGAAAGCCAAGAUGACAAAUUUUGACCAGUACAAAGUCAUGAAAGCCAAGAAAAUGAGAAACAGAAUUAUCAAGCACGAAGUGAAGAAGCUCCAGAAGGCAUCUACCCAGAAGGGCUCUCUUAAGAAGGGAACUGCCCAGAAGGCGCUUGCCUCCAAGGUCUCUGCCAAGAAGAUCCCCUCUAAGAAGGCUGAGGGCCAGAAGCAGGGGCAGAAAGCUGCAGGCCAGAAGGCCCCUGCCAAGAAGGGACCUGCUCAGAAGGGACCUGCACAGAAGACUCCAGCCCAGAAAUCAGCUGCUUCAAAGGCCAAAAAAUAAGAGGCUGCCAGAAAUCAAAUAAAGAUUUUACUAUAU
This is a messenger RNA of Monodelphis domestica (gray short-tailed opossum), 642 nucleotides long. The record is from RefSeq and is a predicted model, not a curated record. NCBI's taxonomy places the organism in Eukaryota, Metazoa, Chordata, Mammalia, Didelphimorphia, Didelphidae.